Messenger RNA from Eucalyptus grandis, 2891 nucleotides. RefSeq lists its product as uncharacterized. The coding region runs from base 1203 to 1733 and encodes 176 amino acids. The transcript has 11 exons. Lineage: Eukaryota; Viridiplantae; Streptophyta; Magnoliopsida; Myrtales; Myrtaceae. The record is from RefSeq and is a predicted model, not a curated record.
AUUGGGCAGGACGGGUCUUGAACAAUCCGACGGUAGAAGAGAUUAGCACGAGUCGCGAGAGCAUUCUGGCAGACGGACCAGAGGAAAAUGCGGACUCUGGGGGUGAUCUUCAUCAACCAUAUUUGGCGCCAGAGCUGCUGAUUCGUCCGGCCCGUUAAACCAUCCGGUCCCGGAGCUUUGGUGGCUGCCAUUUGGAAAGUGGCCUUACGAACUUCAUCUGGGGUAAGGGCGAUGGUCAGCUGGUGGUUCAUCUCCGGUGUUACAACUGCACUACACCGAUCAAGGAGCGGGAGUUAUAUGGUUGCGUUGUCGACGCUGAAUAGUGGAUGCAUGAAAGAAACGAGUAUUCUUAUCUCCCCAUUUGAGCCACUUGAUUCUAGAACGAUCAGUAGUUGCUGAUGACCAUUAGAGAAUUUGCGACGACUCCAUCUUUGAAGUGCUACGGUAACAUCCCUGACAUUCCGAGGAAAAUCAGCAUGUUGUGAGACAGGUAUUAAGAACCAGGGGACUGUGGUCAGAACCAACUGGUGGCAGAGCAAUCACUUCAGCUGCAGGGAACAGUAUACGCCAGCUCAUCGAACAUACCAUCCGAUCAAGUUUGGCUUUGACCAGCUCCUCACCAUCUCGAUUAUUUAGCCAGGUCGCUUACUAAACUUUUCCCAAGGGUAGAGGACAUCAUUGAAAUCACCAGCACAGAGCCAAGGUAAGGUAUUGUGGGAGUGAAUGUGUCUAAGGUCAUCCCAAACUGCCUGGCGUUGGUGAAAAUCAGUAGGAGCAUGGAGAAAGGUAAGACGAAUUUUCCUUCUGUGCCAGCCUAGAUCGCAAGACAUGUCUAACCAGUAUUGUGUGGCUGUGAUAAUCGUUAAAGAUAUAGGAUCAUUCCAAAGAGCUGCUAAUCAUCCCGCCAGACCAACUGGAUCAACUAUAUAGGAGUGUGAAAAUGAUAGAAUUUGUUGCACUUGUUUCAGCUUUGCUGUAGAAUUUUUUGUUUCCAUAAGUAGUAUAAUAUCAGGCUUUUCUACGGUCAUCAAGGUCCGUAGUGCUCGAACUGUCAGGGGAUUGCCCAAACCCUGACAGUUCCAACAGAUGAGCUUCAUUUGUGAACGGGUGGCUGUUUAGGGCCAGCCACCAGUGCCCGAUCUCCAGCUUCCUGUGCUAGGAAGAAAGGUGCAUCCAGCAAAUUAAGGUCAGAAGGUUCUGUAAUGGUGAGGGUAGAACAGCCUUUUGCUUCUGAUCAGCUACUACCAGGGCUGUGCUUUGUAUUCCCACUGGAAGUUGAAGUGAUACUGAAUGUACAGCAGACUCAACUCGGGGGAGUUUCAGGAAUAAUUUCCUCUGUUGACUCUGGCGAAUCUGGGAACAUCUUGAUAGUACAUGGCAUAAUGGCCAAGCUUGCCACAAGAGAAACAGAAAUGAGACAACCGUUCGUAUCGAAAGUCCAGCCAAAACGAGGUAUAGCCAUCCUUGGAAUCCAUCUUCACCUCUUUGAUCUCACCAAGGUGCUGGACAGCUUUUCUCAGCAUGCAUUCAGAGUACCAUUCAAGAGUAUCAAUACGCCAUGCCCUCCUAAGCGUGGUUUGAAGUGCUGGAAGGUUAAUAGAGGGAUCUGUCAGAAUUUUUGCAACGAGAGUGAGUCGGCAUUCCUCUACCGUAUCAGCAGGUGGGUCUUCAUCCCAAUCUUCAAUAAUAUGUUUUGUCGUGAGUCGACUCAGACUAGAACAGAGAGCGGCUAGGCGUGAUGAUGUGGCUGAGUUAUGGGAGUCCAUCUUGAGAAGAAUCUCAUGGAGUUAAGCGGAGAAAAUAACAAUGUAGCCACUGGAAGUGCAAUAGAGUAAGAAGAAGCUACAAUUCGGUCCCAUGCAAGGCAAUCUCCAAGAAAAGAAGACAUGCAGUAGCUAACCCGUGACGAUCGGCGUCAAAUUGUGCGGAGGCGACAUGAUUCCGAGUCAGACCCACAAGAAAGAUGAAACCGAUGCCGGAACAAAGACAAAAUCUUCAAGCCAUGCAUGUCGUCGCAGGAGGAAGGAAAGCAAGAACAGCAGAAUUGGGAAAAGUGGAAGGUUUAUCAAGUCGAUGGCUAAUGGUGUAGUUUCUGGGUUGGGUAGCUUGUAGAAAUUACUGUUGAUAUUCAAUAGAUGGUGAAGGAUGAGGAUUGAGGUGGAGGGUUUGAAAAGAAACUGCCAUCUGAGGUAGAGAGAGCUCGACAAAACGAGAGAAUGUAUUGGUUCAAUCUAAAGUGAAAGUAGACAAAUGUGGGAUUAUAGAUAAGUAUAGUUGAUGUUAAGUUGGAUUAUUUGGAGAGAAAAAUCAAGGACCUUGUGAAGAAGCAUUUUGACUUACUCAGUUGCCCCAUUUAUGAAUAUGCUAUGGGGCAAUUGAAGGAAUAUGAUGGGAAGAAGCUGGUCUCAGUCCCUAAUGAGGGACUGAAACUUGACGACAAGACCGAAGAGGAGAAGAAAAAGAAGUCUUGCAAGAACCUGUGCAAGACCAUUAAGGACAUUCUCCGGGACAAGGUGGAAAAGGUUGUCAUCUCCGACAGAAUUGUGGUCUCGCCUUGCUGCCUGGUGACUAGAGAGUAUGGGAGGCAAACAUAAAAAGAAUCGUGAAGGCUCAGGCCCUCAGAGACAACUGCAUGGGCUCCUACAUGUCGAGCAAGAAGACUAUGGAAAUUAAUCUUGAUAAUGUAAUCAUGGAGGAGUUGAGGCAGAUACCCGAGGCUGAUAAGAAUGACAAGUCGAGGAAGAGAAUAUUCACUAAAUUUUUUAUAAAUCAAGAUGUAUCUUUUGGAUUGGGAGAAGUGAUGAUUAUGCCAAGCUCUAUCUAUUGAUGUUUACAUAUCUUCCACCUUGUGAAUUAGUGUUGCAAUUACUGAAGUUCCCUAUAUCUAUUUA